AUGUACGCAAUCAGAAGCCUGCCCACCAUGGUUCAGCGGGAGCAAAGGGAGGAAAAUGGUGUCCAAGAUAUGACACAGUUAGAUGAGAUGCAUGAAGGAGCUAUUCUGCUGAAUAUAAAGAAACGGUUUGAGAGAGAGCUUAUUUAUACGUACAUAGGCAACAUUCUGGUGUCUGUGAACCCCUAUAAGAUGCGCAACAUCUAUGGGACAGACAUGGUGCUCAUGUACAAGGGCCAUACCUUGGGAGAGAACCCUCCGCAUUUGUUUGCCAUAGCAAAUGCUGCUCAUUCCCAAAUGAUGGAUGCCAAACAAAACCAGGUCAUAAUAAUCAGUGGGGAGAGUGGGUCUGGAAAAACUGAGUCCACCAAACUCAUCCUCCGCUACCUAGCGGCAGUACUUCACAAAACGAAUCUUGCACAACAGAUUGAGAUACUUCAGGCAGCUCCUCUUCUGGAAUCUUUUGGAAAUGCCAAAACUGUGCGGAAUGAUAAUUCCAGUCGCUUUGGGAAAUACACUGAGAUCUUUAUGGAGAAUGGUAUGAUCAGCGGUGCCAUAACCUCUCAGUAUCUACUGGAAAAGUCCCGUAUUGUCUUCCAGGCCAAAAAUGAGAGGAACUAUCACAUCUUCUACGAGAUGCUGGCAGGUCUUCCUUCGCAGCAGAAGCAGGCCUUUUAUCUACAAGAAGCUGAAACCUACUAUUACCUCAACCAGGGAGGGGAUUGUGGGAUAAAAGGGAAGAAUGAUGCAGAGGACUUCCUACGUCUGCUUUCCGCCAUGGAAAUCCUUCACUUCACCGCAGAUGACCAGUCAGCCAUCUUUAGAGUUCUGUCUUCCAUUCUGCACCUGGGCAACGUUUACUUUCAGAGAUACGAGGCUGAUGGCCAGGAGGUGGCGUCAGUGGUGAGCGCUCAGGAGAUCAGAGUAGUUGCAGAGCUGCUGCAGAUCUCACCAGAGGGACUACAGAAAGCCGUCACCUAUAAAGUCACAGAAACAAUGAGGGACAAGAUCUACACUCCUCUGACUGUAGAAAGUGCUGUUGAUGCCAGGGAUGCUGUUGCCAAGAUCCUAUAUUCGCUGCUCUUCCACUGGUUAACAGAGAGGAUCAAUGCUCAGGUGUACCCUCGCCAACACACCGUCUCCAUCUCCAUCCUGGACAUUUAUGGAUUUGAGGAUCUGGCCUUCAACAGCUUUGAGCAGCUUUGCAUUAAUUAUGCAAACGAGUAUCUGCAGUUCUUCUUUAACAGGAUCAUAUUCAGAGAGGAACAGGAGGAGUACAGCAGGGAGCAGAUCCCGUGGCAGGACAUCAUAUUCAACGACAACCAGCCGUGCAUCGACCUCAUCGCUGCUAAGCCUCAUGGGAUACUGAGGAUUCUGGAUGACCAGAGCUGUUUCCCUCAGGCAACAGACAACACUUUUCUUCAAAAGUGUCACUAUCACCAUGGUGGGAACCCACUGUAUAUGAAGCCAAAGAUGCCCCUCCCAGAGUUCACAAUCAAGCAUUUUGCUGGUCGGGUCACUUACCAGGUUCACAAGUUCCUGGAUAAGAACUACGAUCAGGUGCGUCAGGAUGUCCUGGACCUGUUCAUUCAGAGCAAGAACAAGAUGGUAUCAAACCUCUUCCUGGUUCAUGCACAGGUCGUGGGUCAGCAGAGAGGAGGCCACAUAAGGAAGAGCAGCACGGUCACCAGAAAAUACCAAGCUCCCACCAUCAGCAGCAAGUUCCAGCAGUCCCUGCUGGAGCUGGUGGAGAAGAUGGAGAGCUGCAAUCCUUUUUUCAUUCGCUGCAUUAAGCCAAACAACAUGAAGCAACCAGGUGUGUUCGAGGAUGAACUGGUCAGCAGCCAGCUGCGACACUCUGGUGUCAUGGAGACCAUUAGGAUCCGCAAAGAGGGAUAUCCAGUCAGAAUGCCGUUCCACGUCUUCCUGUUCAGGUACAAGUCCCUGGUGGGGAUACAGACACUUCCAGUCGCAAAUGGAGAGAACUGUGUGUUGCUGCUCAGCAAACUGUGUCCUCUCCGACCAGGAGCCUACCACGUUGGAGUCACAAAGUUGUUUCUAAAGGAGGACAUCUACCAGCUGCUGGAGUGUAAACUGGAGCGCGCUCGUCAUCUUGCUGCUCUCACCCUGCAGCGUUACACUCGCAUGUUCUUUGUCAGGAAACGCUACGUUGACUUCCGCAACAAAAUCAGCAGGUUUCAGGCACGCUGCCUGGGCUUCCUUGUUAGGAAGCGCUAUGUGAAAAUGAGGGAAAGUCUGGUCCGUUUCCGCUCUCUGAUCCACAUGUAUGUCAACCGCAAGCAGUACAUUAAGAUGAAGUUUGAGGCCAAGAGGAAGACUGAAGAGGAGAGGAGGAGGAGAGAGAUGGAGCUCACCAAAAGGGAGGUGGUUAAUGUCACACACUUGGUGAUCCCUGCAGAACUGGGCGCUUUGCUGCAGACAGCGGGAGUCCGGAGGGAGUUGCACUCAGACUGUUUGGCUCUGCUUCAGGCUCCUCAUAUCCAGGAUGAUGCCCAACUCACGUUGCCUCUGGACAUCAACAACUACCCUUUCUUCCGUUAUGUACAGAUUUACUUCAGGGAACCAAAGUUUGGGAUGUUGAUGGCUCCUCUGGAGUCACCUCUGACCCGUGUGGAGGAAGAUCUGAGAGGAGAAGCUCUGGAGCUUUUCAACAUGGUGUUACGGUUUAUGGGAGACCCUCACCUGAAUGGGGCACAGGAAAACAUGUUCGGGAAUUACAUCGUCCAAAGGGGCUUGUCAUCUCCAGGGUUACGAGAUGAGAUCCUGGCACAGGUUGUCAAUCAGGUGUGGAGGAACAUAAACCCUGACAAUGCAGAGAGAGGCUGGCUGCUGCUGCUGGCAUGUGUCAGCAGCUUCGCCCCAUCCCCCAAGAUGGACAAAUAUCUGCUCAAGUUUGUGUCGGACCACGCUCCUGCUGGCUGUCAGGCGUUGCUGCAACACAGACUCAUCCAAGCUAAUCAGAAGGUGCAACUAGGCUCAAGCUCCGCCCUUGAGACUGCACGGACAUAUCCACUGUCACUGCUUGAGUGGACCGCCAAUAGGAAGAAGGCCAACAUGGUGUUGCACGUGCACUGUCUUGAUGGAGGCUCCUUCCUGUGUCCUGUCCAUUCCUGGACCAGCGGAGAGGAUUUAGCAGGAAACAUUCUGCGUCACAGGGGAGUGUCUGACUGGUGGAGGGGGAGUUCAGUUCUGAUGAAGGAGCACGGCCAAUGGGUGGAGUUAGCUGGUCACGACUAUGUCAUGGACCUGAUUGCAGAUAUGGAACUUCCCAUGGAUUUCCCAAAGCAGAAGAGUUACUUCAUUAUCAGCACUUACAACCCAGCUAAAGUCAGAGCUAAUGCCAGCCUUGCUUUGUUUGGCGGUGGCUUUGACUCGGAUGAGGAGCUUUCUUCCUCCUUUGCUCUCAGCAGCAGCAGACCCGCCCACAGUCUGCCUGACUCUGAUGGUUACUACAGCCACGCAGAGUCAGAAACAUUCAGUGAGGGUCAGCCUCAGAGAGGAAUGGACCGCUACCUGGACAGCCUGUUUGACCCUGUGCUGUCAGACAGCAGCACAGACAUGGAGAGGACUGGAAGUUUGUCAGAAAGGAUGAAGGGAGGAGGAGGUAUAGGCAUCACAGGAGAAGGAAGCGGAGAGGGGGAGAGCCGUACAGCUUCCAGUCGGCCUUAUCCACCAGGAAUACAUCCUGGAGGAUCGGAGCAGGCGGUACUGACUCAGCAGCAACAAGCCAUCAUCAACCAGCAAGCCAUUAUUCUGGCCCAGCAGAUGACCAUGCAGGCUAUUGCAAUCCAGCAGCAAAUGCUGUCUUCCUUCCCCCCUGCUGCUCCAGCCCCCCAAUCACCACCCUCAUACUAUCAUGCACACUCACAACAGCACUCACGCACACCCAGUCCUACCAAAGAGAGUGAGGAGUUAACAUACAAGCCGAGCCCUGCUGCUGUUCAACGCAAAGCGAGUCCAUUACGUGGCCCCCCUCCUGAGGAUGUGGUCCGCUCCACUGUGAAUAACACUGAGCGUUUAGACCCCAGCCAUGACAUCAAAGACAUCGUCAAACAGCACCAGCCUGCAGGCACAACAUCUUCCUCUGGAUCUCCCACGCAAAGGAGAAGUGAUGGAAAGAUGUUUGCAAAGAAGCCAGAUCCUCACGAUGAAGCUAUGGAGAUCCUUAAAGAUCAAAUGGCAAACCCACCACAACCGACUCACAAAAAGGCUUCAUCCUCCCAAUCUAAAGGAGAUAGAGGACUCAAGGCUACCCAGAAAACCAAGCCCUCCCCCCAAGGGCCAACUAGCUCCAACGUAAGCCCCGCCCCUCCUCCAGUCUCCAGAGAUUUGCCAGUUGAGGAGGAGAUCAUGCAGACUCAACUCCACAGCAGAACCAGUGAUGAAUAUUACACUUACUCCAACGUCCCAUGGAAGCUCUAUAUGAGGAAAGAGGUUUUUUAUCCUAAAGAGACCUUCAACAAUCCACUGAUCCUAGACCUGCUCUUCAGGCAGGUUGUACAUGACACCCUCUCUGAGGCUUGCAUCCGUAUCACCCAGGAGGAGAGACAGAAGAUGAAAGCCCUGUUUGAGGAGAACAAAGUGGAUCAGGUUUCAGGAACAUGCAGUGAGAAUGUGAAGAAGAAAGUGGUCACCAUGGCUAGAGACUCGUGGGAGAUCUACUUCUCUCGCCUCUUUCCAGCCUCUGGCAGUGUGGGGACAGGAGUGCAGGUGUUGUCUGUGUCUCAUAAAGGCAUCAAGCUGCUGAAGAUGGUGAAGAGCAGCUCUUCUGCUUCAGACUACUUCAGAGUGCUGAGGCCUUACAGCUAUUCAGACAUCCUGUUUGUGUCCAUUCCAUCUAAGAACAUGCUUGAGUUUAACCUGACCAACGAGAAGCUGAUCUUGUUCUCCGCAAAAGCCCCGCAGGUCAAACAUAUGAUUGACUACUUCCUCACAGAACUUAAGAAGGACUCAGAGUAUAUGGUGGCAGUGAGGAAUUACAUCACUGAAGACAGGAGCCAGCUCAGCUUCCACAAAGGGGACAUCAUCAGACUACAGCACAUGGAUGGGCUGGAGGCUGGUAAACAUUACGGCUGCAUUGUGAGGAAGAAGGUCAUGCUUCUGGAGGAGUUAAAGAGAGACACUGCUGAGUUUGGCUGGCGGUUCGGCGCUGUGUAUGGAAAGUCUGGAGUGUUUCCCAUCGAGUAUGUCCGUCCUGUGGCUGCUCCAGACUUCUUGGUUCUGCCUCCUGAACGUGUGGAGCCCCGAGACCGGCAGGGACGAGUCGCCGCCUCAGCUGCUGUUGCUGUUGCGAUGGGCUCAGCUGUAGCUGCUCAUGAGCUUGACCUCUCCACAGAGGUAGUAAAUGAGAUGUAUGGAGACAGCCUGAGUGCCGAACUGAACGACCUGCCUCUGCACAGCAGCCAGUACCACAUGGCUGAGUUUGCCAAGAAGUACUUCAGAGAAGCACAGAGAAACAGGAGCGAUCAGAAAGCGAAAAAGGGGAAGGAGGCCAGGGACCCUGCUGACAUGGUCAAAUUCUCCAAGUCUCCAAUCCAGGAGUCACUGAUUGACUUCUCAGACAGUGGGAUGAACAGGGUGGCUGCUGACAUCUUCUUAGCUAUAAUGAAGUUUAUGGGAGACUUCCCACUGAAAGGCCAGACUGAGCAGGACCUAGUCACCACUAUAUUGAAGUUAAGUGGUGACCAUGGCCUGAUGAAGGAUGAAGCCUACUGCCAAGUGAUGAAGCAAGUCACUGCCAACACCAGCUCCAAACCGGACAGUUGUCAGAGAGGAUGGAGGCUGAUGUAUAUUCUCACAGCUUUCCAUCGCUGCUCUGACGUUAUGAAGCCAUUUCUGUUGACAUUUUUCCAAGAUGCAUGUGCCAGCCCUGGUCUGCUGUACCAAGGUAUUGCCAGUGCAUGUGAGCAGAAUCUGAGGAGGACUUUUCAAUAUGUGGUCGUGUACAGUAAUCCCAACAGCAUGGAGCUCAAAGCAAUGCUGGCUGGGCGUAGCUCCAAGAGACAGCUGUUCCUGCUCCCAGGUGGCAUUGAAAGGCACUUGAAAAUCAAGACAUGCUCUGUUGCUUUGGAUGUGAUCGAGGAGCUUUGCUUUGAGAUGGGACUCCAAAGGUUGGAGGCACUGGAUGAAUAUGCCAUCUUUUUGGUUACACACAAAGGUCAGAAUGUACGUCCCCUGAACAAGCGAGAGUACAUCCUGGACAUCGUCACAGAGGCAGAGCCUGUGGAUGCCAACUAUAGUCUUUGGAUCAGAAGGGUUAUAUGGAGUCUAGCUCUCAAACUUGACAAUGAACUCUAUGUCACCAUGCACUAUAACCAGGUGUUGCCAGAUUACCUGAAGGCCUUGCUGAGUGUGGUUCCUCAGGGUAAGCCCAGUGAACAGCAUCUGCAGCAGAUUGCCAGGCUGGCUGCCCUACAGCAUCGUGCCAAAGACACCAUCUACCUCCCCACAAUCCGUGAGGUGCAGGAGUGUGUCCCUCCGCAGUUCUACAGCAAAGAGGGUUCACAGCAGUGGCUGAAUAUGACAACGCAACACAUGCCGCAGGUCCAGCCCUUAAACCCACACCAGGCCCGUGCACAGUUCCUUGGUCUGGUAAGUGCCUUCCCCAUGUUUGGCUCCUCCUUCUUCUACAUCCAGAGUUCAGGCUCUUCCUCCACAUGCCCGUGCAUCCUGGCCGUUAAUCUGAAUGGACUUCACUUUCUCAACAAGGAUACACAUGAGACUACGGUGCGUUUCCCCCUGAAGGAGAUCCAAUCAACUCGCACCCAGAGACCAACAUCUGGCUCCAGUUACCCAUAUGUUGAGAUCAUGAUAGGAGACCUGCUUAACCAGCGUGUUGCACAGUUGCAGCUGGAGCAGGUGAGCCUGGAACUGUGCCGAGUCAUUGCCAUGCACAUGGAGAACAUGUUAUCAGUCAGAGAAAAGAGACUCACCUUUGCCACAAGUGAAAUCACUCUGCUAUAGCACAGACAGGAGGAUGUAAACACACAGAAAUCAUAGUUUAUUGCCUUAAAAAUGUACUCUAUCUACCUCUAUCUUAAGACAGAUUAUUUUUGUAUGUAAAGGCACUGUUUAUGCAAGUUGAUAAGUUGUUCAUUGUGAUCAUUUUGAAAAAGUGUUUUUCUUAUUAGGGCCAUGACACCUUUUUUUUUUUCCUUGAUUGAUCCAGUUAUUUUCUUAAUGUAUCAUUUGGCACAUAAAAUGUCAUUUAUGUCAGUCACAUUUGUAUUUCAGGAGAAACUGAGUCACACUUGACUGAAUGUCUCACUCAUUAAUGUUUAUAGUUUUACAUCAUUAUCCAGCUGCUCUGUCAUAGCACCUAUAACAGUUAAGGUCUCCUCAGUUAUAUGUCCCACUCUUUAGAAGAAUAGCAUGAUUUGCUUUGUUCUUGGGGCAAUUAAUUUAACGUAGCUGUGGUCUUCCAGAAGUCAGGAAGCCAGUUUAUUGCUGCAAAAAGAAACAUUUGCGUGCACACUAAAUAACAAGCAAACUUAUAUAACCUCAUCUUGCAUUUAACAUUAAUGGAAGCAUUUGGUUUGACAGAGAUAGUUUAGUUUUUUCUGACACAUUUCUGAUUGUCUGCUUUGCCAAAGGGCAAAGUCUUUUUUCACAAAUAUGUUUUGAGGCCACGUCACUAACAGUUUGCACUAACUUUCAAUUAUUUAUUUUUACAAUGAAUAUUUUUUUGUAA
Molecule: messenger RNA, 7708 nt
Organism: Archocentrus centrarchus (flier cichlid)
Lineage: Eukaryota; Metazoa; Chordata; Actinopteri; Cichliformes; Cichlidae
Gene: myo15aa
Product: myosin XVAa
Cellular component (GO): myosin complex; cytoskeleton
Molecular function (GO): protein binding; ATP binding; cytoskeletal motor activity
Source: RefSeq, a predicted model, not a curated record